AACAAAUUGAACGAAUCCACAUAUUAACACACAAUUUGCGCGCUUCCUCUUUGAAAAUCCUCCCCUCUAUUUCUCUCUCGCUCAAACCAACGGUCCAGAUCUGGUCCUUCCCACCCAAAAGUUGCUCGAUCUUUAACACGCCAUUUUCCUCCCUCUAUAAAUGCAUUUACCUUCUUCCCUCCCCUUUUCCCCCGCAUCUCUAACCUCUCGUUUCAAAAAUUAAAAAAUUAAAAAUAAAAAGAAAGAAAAAUUCAAACACACAUAUUUCGUAUAUUACGACGAAAAAGAGUCACCAAAAACAAAAUCUGCAGAUUUUCGAGUUUGUUACAAGGCUUUCGUGAAUCCUCUCUCUAAAACGAUGUCGUCCGCCGAGAAGGAGAGAGAGACUCAGGUCUACCUCGCCAAGCUCGCCGAGCAGGCCGAGCGCUACGAAGAGAUGGUGGAAUCCAUGAAGAAGCUUGCGAAGCUUGAUGUUGACUUGACUGUGGAGGAGAGGAACCUUCUCUCCGUGGGAUACAAAAAUGUGAUAGGCGCAAGGCGGGCUUCUUGGCGUAUUAUGUCUUCAAUUGAGCAAAAGGAAGAGUCUAAGGGGAACGAGAACAAUGUCAAACUGAUCAAGGGUUAUCGCCAGAAGGUGGAGGAUGAGCUCUCUAAGAUUUGCAGUGACAUUUUGACCAUUAUAGACAAUCAUCUGAUCCCUUCUUCUGCCUCUGGAGAAGCAACUGUUUUCUACUACAAGAUGAAAGGUGACUAUUAUCGUUAUCUUGCUGAGUUCAAGACUGAACAGGACAGAAAAGAGGCAGCUGAGCAAUCAUUGAAGGGAUAUGAGGCUGCUUCAAGUACUGCAAAUGCAGAACUUCCAUCGACCCACCCCAUUCGUCUUGGCUUGGCUCUAAACUUUUCUGUCUUCUACUAUGAGAUCAUGAAUUCUCCUGAGAGGGCUUGCCAUUUGGCUAAACAAGCUUUUGAUGAGGCAAUUGCAGAUUUAGAUACCUUGAGUGAGGAGUCCUACAAAGACAGUACCCUCAUCAUGCAGUUAUUGAGAGACAACCUCACUCUUUGGACCUCUGAUUUGCCUGAAGAUGGAGGUGAAGACAACUUCAAAGGCGAAGAAUCGAAACCCGCCGAUCCUGAGCAUUAAUGGGGGGACCUGAAAAAACCAUGCACAUGGCAAGUGGAGAUCAAUCUGCUUGGCAAAAUGGGACUUUUUCGGGUUAUCUUUGUUCUGAUGAAGAAAGUGGAAGGAACAACUGAUCGCGUGGAUAAAUUUAUUACGUAUUUUAUCUCUUUAGGGACCCCAACCAGAGGCAGAAGUUAAGAUUUAUCAACUGUGCAUCAUUUCCUUUUUUUUUCCGUAUUCAUCAGUUUUCUUCUGCGUCAUGUUUUUUUUAUAUCAGCUUUUUGUAGCAGUGGAUGCUUCUUUUUAAUCCUUUACUUUGUUA
Molecule: messenger RNA, 1442 nt
Organism: Morus notabilis
Lineage: Eukaryota; Viridiplantae; Streptophyta; Magnoliopsida; Rosales; Moraceae
Product: 14-3-3-like protein GF14 iota
Exons: 7
Coding region: 359-1141 (260 amino acids)
Biological process (GO): signal transduction
Cellular component (GO): cytoplasm
Source: RefSeq, a predicted model, not a curated record